AUGGUCGAUAAUCUGGUCUCAUUGUGGUCGGAAAGCCUUGGACGCCAGCCUGGACGGUUCCAACUUUUCGUUACCCUUGGACUAUGCCUAAACUUCCUGUUGGUUGCCUGCGGGUCAGCCCAGUCCACUCAAAUUUUGGCUAAAAUACGGACUCGUAAGUACGAGAAAUAAAAACAAAAUUAAGGUUAUGACACUUCGGCCCCGACCCUCUUUCGAACGGCUUCAAACCCCACCCAUUGGCCCCAAAUUUGCAUAAUAUCAAAUGGCCCUAAAGUCUCAAUUAAAGUGGUACUAAUGGUGCUAGAAAGAAAAGACCUAAAAGUGGUGCUAAAGCGGUGA
This is a messenger RNA of Bursaphelenchus okinawaensis, 339 nucleotides long. The record is from the annotation of a GenBank genome assembly. NCBI's taxonomy places the organism in Eukaryota, Metazoa, Nematoda, Chromadorea, Rhabditida, Aphelenchoididae.